Candida albicans SC5314 is the source of this 606-nucleotide messenger RNA. It is a transcript of the gene MRV1, whose product is annotated as Mrv1p. The record is from RefSeq and is a predicted model, not a curated record. The coding region runs from base 1 to 606 and encodes 201 amino acids. The transcript has a single exon. NCBI's taxonomy places the organism in Eukaryota, Fungi, Ascomycota, Pichiomycetes, Serinales, Debaryomycetaceae.
AUGGGUACCACUAGAGUUGGUGUUAGUGUUGUUUUCAGAUUUUUUCAAUUUGUUGCAAAUAUAGGAUGCUUUGCUACCAGUUUACAUACCGAUCCUUUAAAUGCUUUCAUAUUAACUGUUACAGUGUUAAAUUUUAUUUACAAUUGCUAUAUUUGGUUUGGUGUACCAAUAAUGGGGAUGAGAGCCUAUCAUGGAAUCUUGUUUAGUGGAGAGAUCUUGUUUUUCCUUUUGUACGUUGGAAGUUCUGUGUACCAACUUGUUUACCCUUAUAGCUACGAUUGGACUGCCAACGACUCUGAUAAUUUCAGUAUUGACAUUCGCGUGGUAAGUUGUUCCCUUGGUUUUAGCUGUGUUGGACUUUAUUAUAUUACGUUCAUAAUGUAUGUGUGUUGGGGGGUCAUCCCUGCUUCUUGGCAUGGAUUUUGCAAAAGAUUUUUUGAAAGACAACCAUUCAGAUUUGGAUGCAUAGUUUUUAAUGAUUCAAAUCUUGACAAUGAGUCCAAAAAUGAAAACGUCGAUUGUUUGGAGCAAACUCAGAAUUACCCAAUUAACAACUUUGAGGAAAAACAAAGUGAAAUUGUAAAUAAAGAUCCACUUGUUUUUUAA